GUAGUGUUAACUCGCAACGCAGAGAUUGGCGUAGUGGACAUAAAUUAGUUGAUAACUUGAUUCAAGGAAUUAGAUUAGACUUUCCUUUUCCAUCACACCAUUUGUCUUGGAUACCUUUUGACGAAUUUGUUGGCUUGAAAUUUGUCUCACGUGGUGGAUUCUCGGCAGUUUAUGAAUCAAAGUGGACAAAUACUGAUCAAACUGUUGCUUUGAAAUGUUUAGAUGGAUCUCAAGAUUUCAGUACUGACUUCUUAGACGAGAUAAAAUCACACUGGGGUUUAUUUUCACAACCUCAAUUUUUACAUUGUCAUGGUAUAACACAAUUACCAAACAGUCGUGAAUUCAUGAUGGUUAUGCAAUACGCGCCAUUCGGUGACCUACGUUCACACCUUCAGAAAAAUCCACAUGAUGUCCUAAAAACUGUUUAUCAUUGGCUGGUAAAUGAUUCACUUGAUGACUAUUUAAGAAAAGGGGGUGGAUCAACGAUAUCAUUUAGUAAUACGGGUAAUGAUCGUAUAAAUCCAGAAGCUAUAUAUUAUAGCCGUCUAUUGGAAUUUCCCGAGUUGAAAGACACAAAACCACAACAUCAACCUUUAAGGCAAUCUUUUCUUGAAGUUCUCAAUUUGGAUCGUCCACUAUCAUCUGUUUAUUCGUUUACAUCUACUCAGAUUGAUAACAAUAAAGAUGAUAUUCGUUCAAAAUUAGGUGAGUGGAAAUGA
Messenger RNA from Entrophospora candida, 719 nucleotides. The record is from the annotation of a GenBank genome assembly. NCBI's taxonomy places the organism in Eukaryota, Fungi, Glomeromycota, Glomeromycetes, Entrophosporales, Entrophosporaceae.